AUGGCUUAUGUUUUACGGUAUCUGAUUAUCAUUAAUGCCGGUUUGCUCUCUAUAGCUGUAUUGAUAUCUGCCAAUAACGAUGAUUCAGCCACGAUCAAUAUCGCAAAUGGUCCUAUCCAAGGCAAGAAAGAAGCUAUUCUUAAUAAUACAAUUUAUAGCUUUCUAGGGAUUCCGUAUGCCCUACCCCCGAUCGGUUCACGACGUUAUCAACGAGCUGUGCCAAUUAAAUCGAAAUGGAAAAAAACACGCCAGUGUUUCCACUACCAAUCAUCAUGUUCUCAACAUCGAUCUCCAACCUCAUUUUAUGAUCGAACAAAUCCAAAUGGUCCGGAAUAUAAUUUCAGCGAAGAUUGUCUUUAUGUUAAUGUUUUUACACCUACACUUGUAGCAUCGGAUAAUCUACCAGUUAUUGUGUGGAUUCACGGUGGAAGCAUGUUGCAUGGUAAUGGAGCUUGGUGGCAUGGACAAACGUUAGCUAGUCAUGAGAAUGUGAUUGUAGUUACGAUAAAUUAUCGUUUAGGAUCUUUUGGGCUACUUGCUACUCGAAACUCCGCUAAUAAAGUAAUUAUUGAACCCAAUUUGAGCUUGUGGGAUCAAAAUCAAGCAUUGAAAUGGAUACAAAAUAAUAUUGCCUACUUUGGUGGUAACGCGAAAAACAUUGUGCUAAGUGGCCAUUCUGCAGGAUCCCUUUCUAUAACAUAUCAUAUGAUGUCUCCAGAGAGUCGAGAUUUGUUUCAUAGUGUGGCUUUAUUUAGUGGCACAAAUAUGAUGAAAGAAGCAUAUCAUCAAGGAUGGGAAGAGUUAGAUGGGGAAUUUGAUUUGUUUCUUUCAAAGACAUCUUGCAAUAACAGCAGAGAUGCAGUUGAAAAAUCGGUAGAGUGUUUAAAGCAACUUAGUCAUGAUGAAUUAUUAAUAGCGCAAGAAGAAGCCAUGAAGUCGUCAAGAUUUCCAUUUCGACCUGUUGUUGGUUCUGAAUUUAUACUUGAUAAUCCUAGACUACUACUUGAUCAAGGUUUGAUCAACCCAAUGAAUAAUAUACUUAUAAGUACAGUAAAAGAUGAUGGUGCAGUAUUUAGCGCUGAGCUUCCGGGCUCGGAAUAUGGUAUCCCUCGACAAGUACUGGAUAAAAUGAUUCACUAUAUCUACAGUGACUAUCCUGAGACCAUUCGCUCCCUAAUCACCCAUGAAUAUACUCGUAAUGUGGAAGUAAAUGAUUUCAUUCAAAAUCGCCAUCUACUCGAUCGAAUGUUAACUCAAGGAUUUUUUCAAGCACCCGCUGCUGAACUUGCCAGUAAAUUAGGAGAGCAUAAUUAUUCCUCGUACAUGAUUCUGUUUGAUCAAUUUACUGCUGGUUCAGCAUAUUAUCCACAUUAUGCUGGAGUUAUUCAUCAGAUGGAAGUGCCAUAUAUCUUUGGUUAUCCAUUGCAUCAACCCGAUUAUAUUAAAGAUAAUUAUACAGAAGAUGAUGUGGAAGUGAGCAAGCAUAUGAUGAAGAUGAUGAGCAGUUUAGCUAAGAAUGGGUAA
This is a messenger RNA of Trichoplax adhaerens, 1524 nucleotides long. RefSeq lists its product as uncharacterized. Gene Ontology annotation, biological process: acetylcholine catabolic process; choline metabolic process. Lineage: Eukaryota; Metazoa; Placozoa; Uniplacotomia; Trichoplacea; Trichoplacidae. The coding region runs from base 1 to 1524 and encodes 507 amino acids. The transcript has a single exon. Gene Ontology annotation, cellular component: plasma membrane. The record is from RefSeq and is a predicted model, not a curated record. Gene Ontology annotation, molecular function: acetylcholinesterase activity.